GCUUCCAAGUUCUACGUCGUCACCUGCGCUCAGGACAGAGCUGAAGGAAACUGCAUCUGCUGCCAGCGAGCGCUGAGGAAGGUUCCCCAGGGAGAAAAGCCAAGAGAGGAUCGCUCUCCUCAUUAUCAUGGAGCGGAAGGUGGCCAGGGAAUUCAGGCACAAGGUUGACCUCUUAAUUGAUAAUGAAGCAGAAAAAGACUAUCUUUAUGAUGUGCUACGGAUGUACCACCAAUCCAUGAAUCUUCCAGUGUUGGUAGGAGAUCUGAAAUAUGUAAUCAAUGAACCAAGUCGACUGCCUUUGUUUGAGGCCAUCCGUCCUCUUGUCCCCUUGAAACAUCAAGUGGAGUAUGAUCAACUCACACCUAAGCGAUCUAGAAAACUGAAAGAAGUGAGGCUGGAUCGUUUGCACCCUGAAGGUCUUGGAAUAAGUGUGAGAGGUGGUGUUGAAUUUGGCUGUGGUCUUUUUAUUUCUCAGUUAAUGAAAGGUGGACAAGCAGACAGUGUUGGACUUCAGGUUGGUGAUGAGAUAGUUCGAAUAAAUGGAUAUUCUAUUUCUUCAUGCACUCAUGAAGAAGUGAUUAAUCUUAUUCGCACAAAGAAAAUUGUGUCCAUCAAAGUGAGACAUGUCGGCAUGAUACCUGUUAAAAGUUCUCCUGAUGAGCCUCUGAAAUGGCAGUUUGUGGACCAGUUUGUGUCAAAUCCUGGGGAAGGCAAGAACAGUGUUGCAGGUCUUGCAUCAUCUGGAGGAAAAAACCAUAAAGAAAAGAAGGUUUUCAUUAGUCUGAUUGGUACAAAGGGCAUGGGAUGCAGUAUUUCCAGUGGUCCUACACAAAAACCAGGCAUUUUCAUAAGUAAUGUUAAACCCCAUUCUCUGUCUGCAGAAGUAGGAUUAGAGAUUGGUGAUCAAAUUGUUGAAGUAAAUGGAAUGGACUUUUCAAAUGUGGAUCACAAAGAGGCUGUGAAAGUUAUGAAAAGCAGUCCAACUCUGACUAUCACUGUUGUAACAGGCGCUGGAAGAGAGUUGUUUAUGACUGAAGAGGAGAAACAACGGGAAGAGUACCAUCAUGAGAUGGAACGUCAAGAACUGAUGCGUCAGAAGUGGCUUGCACUAGAGACUAAUAAAAUUGUGAAAGAACAGCAAGAAAAAGAGAGAUUAAGGAAGCUGGAAAUAGCACAGAAGGCUGCUGAAGAAGAAGAAAGAUACCAUAAAGAAAUUGAACAGAUAACUGCUGAGGAAGAGAAGCUUAAAAAGCAGUGGGAAGAAGACUGGGCCCAGAAAGAGCCACCAAAACCCCCCAAAACUGUAACAGCAGAAGUGCAUCCUCCUCCUCCCCUUCCUAAACAUCGACUAGAUUUAGAUGCACAUGACCAGCCUGCAGGAGAUGAUAUGAGUGGGAUGAACCUGAAAGAAAGCCAAAAGGGCUUCCAGAAGUAUGUGGAAGACUUUGAUCCCUAUACAAUGUUUUCACCUGAUCAGAUUAUGGGAAAAGAUGUGCGACUUCUGCAUAUUAAGAAGGAAGGGUCUUUAGAUCUUGCAGUUGAAGGAGGCAUGGAUUCUCCAAUUGGAAAAAUAGUUGUGUCUGCUGUUUACGAAGGGGGUGCUGCAGACAAGCAUGGAGGAAUUGUCAAGGGGGAUGAAAUAAUGGCUGUGAAUGGCAAGAUUUUAUUGGAUGUUAAGCUGGAGGAAGCUCGAGCAACUCUCACCAAAGCCUGGAACAUGGGAGGGGAUUGGAUUGAUUUGGUCAUUGCAGUAUCUCCACCCAAAGAAUAUGAUGAUGAAAUGACAUUUUUUUAAUAACAUGGGAGAAACCAAAUGUAUACAUUUUGAAGAAAACUACAGAUAUAUAGGCAUUAAACCACUUUUGUCAAAUUGCAAACAUCUGUUAAUAGAAAAAUGUUAAUUAGAUGAGCAUGUGAUUCUGCAACCUGUCCGCUGGAUACCUCAAUUGUUUCCUCUCAUAAGCCAUGGUUGAAGUUUAGUUGCAACCAUCAGUAAGUGAAGAGCUGAUCAUAAAUGAUAAGGAGCUGAUUUUGAAAUGAUCUUAAGUGCACUGUAUGUUGGAAAAUUGUAUUUCUCAUAGGCAUAUUUUGUAUUAUAGAUUCAAAAAUGGUUUACCCAAAGAUGGGUUAAAAAGUAUUCUUUGCUGUGCUGUAUUUUUACCUACAUAAGACAGGUUUGUACAGACCCUAUAACCAAACAAUCAUAUUUUGUCAUUCAUUCUGUCAACCUGUAAUAUAUGUAAUAGUCUGUGUAGAGGCUUGGGCAUGAGUCAUAAAAUCAACCAUUUGUGUAAGUCAGUAGACUUACACACUGGAUUCAAUUUGAUGUUUAUGACUGUGGUUGCAAAAACCAUAAAGAUAAUAAACAAACACUGAAUUCAACAUAAUAAUUGUGGGUUGGAUUUAGUGUUUUGCAGAUGCUAGGAUUACAGAUCUCUCCCAUGUUCUUCUGCUUCUAGCAGCCUCUCCACUCUCAGAAAAGUUUAUUCCCAGAGUUGUGGGACCCACAUGGUCUAAUACCCAUAUGGGUUCGGAAGAUACAGUAGGCAAAAGGAAAGGGGCAAAAUCACCAUCUCCACCCUCCUCUGUUAGCAGAGAUGCACUGUCAGAAGAACCAGAAAGAGUGAUCCAACCCAUUUCUUGAAUCCAAAGGGAAUUGUUUAUACAGAUGGCUGGGGCUAAAACUUUCCCAGAGUGAGAAAGGACUGCAGCAGAGGGGAUGUGGGAAAGAUCUGCAACUCUCAGCACCUUCCACUGGUUGAUCACUGGAUCCAAAUUGAAUCCAACAGUUAAAUGAGUGGAAGGAGCUCACACAAAAGAUCUUUGCCAUCUUUCCUUGCCCACACACCCUGAAAUCUGUCUACUGAGUUGUAGAACAAAAUGGACAUGGGGCAUGAAAGGGGUGGGGAGGAUGCAGGUAGAUGGGAAAUCUAGGGGGGGAAAUCUCCUCCCCUCACUCUAGCAAUCAUGUUCCUUUCACUCUGGUGACUAUGGAAUCCAUUCCAUUGACAUUCUUGUCAAACUAGUGAUAUUUAAAUUCUUCAAAAAUUCAUAUCUCAGCAUUCUUUACUAAGAAAUAAAUUUCAUUUGUAUGUAUCAAAUCAAUCUGAGAUCCAGGGAAACCCAAAUGCUUAAUUCAGACCAAGUCAUAGACAAGGCCACAGCUCCUCUUACUAUUGAAUAUGUAUUAUCUGUGUACAACAUUGCAGUGAACACUCUUCAUAUCAUUCUUAUGAAAAGAUCUUGCAAUUACAUUAGUAGGGAAGCACAAGGAUUAGAAGGAAAGGAGUAGUGAGAAUGUAGUUCCCACAUGGAAAGAGAUUUCCUGUGCAGAUCUGUUAUAGCACAUGGGAGAAAAGACCAGAAAUCCAAUCAAUAAUUUGUAACUCACUUGUUAUCCUUGUUUGGAAGGAUACACAAGCUUGUGCAUUAGGCACUGGGACUCCAUGGACAGUAGUGUUCCUAUAGCUGUGGGCAGUUUCUGUGGUUCUGUGGAUCAGGUAGAAAUGUUACUAAUAUUCAAAGCAUGAAGAAAAAGGUUUUUUUUAAACAUUAAUGAGGGACAUUAGUAUAAACAACUGAAAAGUGAUUGCUUUUAAAAUUGUCUUAAAUCUCAGUUGACAGAGUACAUACAUUUUCCUCAUUUCUCUGUACUCAAGAACAUUUUAAUUUAUUCCAUUUGCACUACUGUUCCAGCAUGCCAACAGUGCCAAAAAUACCUGAAACUGUCCUUGCAUGUAACAGGGAACAAAAUUAUUUGAAAAUAAAUUGAUUUGUAUCAAACAUGA
Messenger RNA from Heteronotia binoei (common prickly gecko), 3788 nucleotides. It is a transcript of the gene USH1C, whose product is annotated as USH1 protein network component harmonin. The record is from RefSeq and is a predicted model, not a curated record. Gene Ontology annotation, cellular component: plasma membrane; stereocilia ankle link complex; stereocilium tip. The coding region runs from base 128 to 1795 and encodes 555 amino acids. Gene Ontology annotation, biological process: sensory perception of sound; inner ear morphogenesis; inner ear auditory receptor cell differentiation. Gene Ontology annotation, molecular function: protein binding. NCBI's taxonomy places the organism in Eukaryota, Metazoa, Chordata, Lepidosauria, Squamata, Gekkonidae. The transcript is spliced from 21 exons.